GGUUUGUUGCAUCCCGCCUCGCCAACUCUCUCGAUAGCUCACUCAGUACUGGGGAGAGACUACAGGUCGGCCUGGCUGAAUUGAAUUGGAUAAUAGCUCUGAAAAUAAAAAUUAAGAGUAGCUUAAUUAGCUCUGGUCUUGAGGUGUCCGUAGCAAGUGAGUGUUGGAAUGGAGCAGUUUGGUUGGGGAAGGGAGGAAGGAGGGUGGAGGAAAGGGCCAUGGACAGCGCAGGAAGACAAGCUGCUGCUUGAGUACGUGAGGCAACAGGGGGACGGGAGGUGGAAUUCUGUCGCCAAGGUCACAGGUCUGAAGAGAAGCGGGAAGAGCUGCAGGCUACGGUGGGUGAACUACCUGCGGCCAGACCUCAAGAGAGGCAAGAUCACACCGCAGGAGGAGCGCGUCAUACUCGAGCUGCACGGCUUGUGGGGAAACAGAUGGUCGACGAUCGCGCGCAGCCUCCCGGGCCGGACGGACAACGAGAUCAAGAACUACUGGAGGACGCACUUCAAGAAGGGCAAGCCCACGUCCAAGAACAUCGAGCGCGCCAGAGCCCGGUUCCUCAAGCAGCGCCGCGAGAUCAUGGAAGGCUACCCUCGCGGCCAAGACGAUGGCGAAGACGUUGCUGCGAGCGUAGACAACACCGGCUACGCCGCCGCCGCUGCGGCGGUGAGCCAUGACGCAGACGAAGCAACGGUACGGCCAGCGGCACCGACGCAGGACGAGGACAUGGAGGUGAUAAUGCCGGACAUGGACGAGUUCCUCCAGUACCACCCCAUGUCGGCCUACUUCCUCCAAGGCUGCUGCGUCGACGGCGGCACCAGCGCCUCGGCGAGCGACGCGGGGUCCAGCGGGGAGAUCGACGGCGGCGCCACGUGGGGGAGCCUGUGGAACCUCGACGACGAUGACGUCGUUCUGGAUGACGUCGACGUUGUUGGCGCGUGCUGCUGGGACAGCUUUGGACUCGCUUUCUACUAGCUACGGCAUACCCAAUUGCCCAAGACCUACGCGUGUGGAGGAUACACGUAGCGGCUACAGAGGUGAGAGCGAUACGAAAGCGAUAGGCCAUUUGCGUACACGUUGGUGGAUAAGGAUGCGUCGGCGACUAGAGACCCACUUCGAGGAGGAGCCUCACUCCCCUGCUGCCUCGGUGGCCUUUAAAGAACCCUUUUUCUUUUAGAAAUAGAUGGUCUUUUCAGGGAAUGAAAAUAGAAAUAAGCUCUUGGUAUUUCCCUUUCGGAAAUCAUAGGUGACAGAGAAAACAAAGGUGUUUAAGAACGUACCUGAGCUAAGCUCGUGUACUUCUACGGUUAUGUAUCUGAGGUAGUAUUAUAAUUCGGAGGCUGAACAGAUCUACACACGAUUCUCGAAGGAGCUAA
Brachypodium distachyon (stiff brome) is the source of this 1376-nucleotide messenger RNA. RefSeq names its product myb-related protein Zm38. Bases 169 to 975 code for a protein of 268 amino acids. Gene Ontology annotation, molecular function: DNA-binding transcription factor activity; sequence-specific DNA binding. Gene Ontology annotation, cellular component: nucleus. The record is from RefSeq and is a predicted model, not a curated record. The transcript has 3 exons. Lineage: Eukaryota; Viridiplantae; Streptophyta; Magnoliopsida; Poales; Poaceae. Gene Ontology annotation, biological process: regulation of DNA-templated transcription.